Messenger RNA from Drosophila hydei, 3196 nucleotides. RefSeq names its product alanine--tRNA ligase, mitochondrial (gene AlaRS-m). Lineage: Eukaryota; Metazoa; Arthropoda; Insecta; Diptera; Drosophilidae. Gene Ontology annotation, cellular component: cytoplasm; mitochondrion. The coding region runs from base 90 to 3119 and encodes 1009 amino acids. Gene Ontology annotation, molecular function: amino acid binding; alanine-tRNA ligase activity; ATP binding. Gene Ontology annotation, biological process: alanyl-tRNA aminoacylation; tRNA modification. The transcript is spliced from 12 exons. The record is from RefSeq and is a predicted model, not a curated record.
AGUCUGAUCUGAUUCGGUUGUUUAAUUACCGGCUCAGCUGCUGGGUCCACAUUGCUCUCGCAUGUAAUUAAGACUGCAAUUAAUUUGGCAUGUACAACUCGGCCAAAAAGCUACAGCGUGUGCUCACCGCACGCGAAAUACGGAAAACAUUCAUCGAUUACUUUACCGUCAAUCAUGAACACAAAUUUGUGCGCUCUAGUCCGGUUGUGCCGUUCUGCGAUCCCACCGUCGCAUUUGUCAAUGCAGGCAUGAACCAGUUCAAAUCCAUUUUUCUGGGCACAGCUGAAGCAUCGUACAAACGCGUCGUAAAUUCUCAAAAGUGUGUACGAGUCGGUGGCAAGCACAAUGACUUAUCGGUUGUGGGUCAGGAUGGAUACCAUCACACGUUCUUCGAGAUGCUAGGCAACUGGUCAUUCGGUGAUUACUUUAAGCGUGAAGCUUGUGCAAUGGCAUUGGAGUUGCUGCGCGGCCCCUAUAACAUUGAUCCUUCGCGUUUGUAUGUUACCUACUUUGCCGGCGAUAAGGUGCUUGGAAUACCAGCCGACUUGGAGUGCUUUGAAAUUUGGAGGAGUUUGGGAUUUCCGGCUGCACGUAUCUUGCCUUUCGGUUGCAAAGAUAACUUUUGGGAAAUGGGCACAACUGGUCCUUGUGGACCCUGCACUGAAAUACAUAUAGACCACAGACCUGGUUCGGGUCCUGCAAGUGUGGAGCAACGCGCAAAGCUAGUGAAUGCGGGCCGUGCAGACCUCACAGAGCUAUGGAAUUUGGUGUUUAUACAGUACAACCGCAAUGCAGAUGGAAGUAUAACACAGCUGCCCGCUCAGCACGUGGACACAGGCAUGGGCUUUGAGCGUUUAGCUGCGUUGCUUCAAAACAAAUCCUCCAAUUACGACACGGAUCUCUUCACGCCGCUGUUUGAUGGCAUACAUAGCCUUUCUAAAGCACCUUUAUAUGGCGGCAGUUUUCCAAAUGAUCAGAACGCGGCUCUGCUUGACACGAGCUACAGAAUUCUGGCCGAUCACGCACGAAUGAUUACAGCUUGCUUAGCUGAUGGCAUGCUACCGGAUCAGAAUCAGAAAUUACGUCGCGUCCUACGAAAAGCGCUCAGCAUCUCGGAACAGGUGUUUGCACAUGACAAACUUCUGUCACAGUUGGUGCCCAUUGUGGUUGAGACUCUGGGAGAAGCUUAUCCGGAAAUGUCGAGCAAACAGCAGGCUGUUAUCGAACUAAUUGCCCAUGAACAAGAGGUCUACAAAAAUCUGCGUGAGAGCUCUUCUAAGGCUUUUGCUGAGGUGCUAACUGAGUUUCCCAAUCUGGAUGACAUUGAUCUGAUGGAAUGUCCUGGUUUCGUUCCCGCCUAUCGAGAAUUUCAAGUGCAACGCUCAAAUUUUCCUAACAACACGAUACCAGGUGAAUUCCUAUACAAGCUAACAGACACCUAUGGCCUGACCGAGGAGAGCUUUCUGAAGCUAGCCGAGCUAGAGAAUAUGAACUGUGAUUUGGAGCGUUAUCGUGCUGAAUUAGCUCUGGCAAAGCUUAAAACCAAAGAACCACAGAAUAGCAGAGGCGACUUCGAUCUGGCCCGUCAGGAGCGCAUCGCAGACGCACAAGUUCAACUCACUAAGCGACUGGCAUCCACUGAUAACAGUUACAAGUAUAUAUACAGCUAUGAUGAAAAAAAUGAAUGCUAUGCGAUUCCCAUGCUCAAAAGUUACGUGCUGGGCAUGCUACAGGAUGAGACAGAGGUGUCACGCAUUCGCCCAGAGGAGUCAUUCGAUUCGCUCUCAAUUGUAACAUCUGCUAGUAAUUUCUAUUUCGAAUCUGGUGGCCAACAAUCGGAUCUUGGUAAACUGUUAGUGCGGAAUAAUCUAAAGCCAGAGGAACCUCAUAAGUUGGAUGUGGUUGGCGUAAAGCAUCUCAACGACUGCGUCGUACAUAUUUGCCGCUUGACUACAGCUAUCGAUGACUUUCAGCUGGCUGUUGGGGAUGAGGUGCAGCUUGAAGUAGAUGCCAAGCAACGCCAGUUGAAUACGUGCCAUCACACAGCUACCCAUCUGCUGAAUGCCGCCAUACGAUCUCUCUUCAACAAGGUGACAUAUCAGGUUUCCAGCGCGGUUAGUAGUGAGCAGUGUAAACUGGAGCUGGGACUCUUGGGAAAGCGCAUAAGCAGAGCUGAUGUGCAGCACAUUGAGGAUCUGAUCAACCGCACGAUCUGUUCCGCCACGCCCGUCCAAGUGCAUCAGCUUAGCGCAGCCGAAGUGCUGCAGCAAAACGACAUAACUAUGGUGCCAGGUGAAGUUUAUCCCGAGCAGGGACUACGUCUUAUUCAUGUGCAAUGCCCAGAGCUAAAUCUGAGCUCAAAGGAACUCUGCUGUGGCACGCAUGUAACCAACACGAAGGAGUUGUCUUGCUUUUGCAUUGUUAAUCUCAAGCAAACCAAUAGAGCCCGCUAUGCCUUCUCAGCUGUAGCUGGCCAAGCUGCAGAGAAUGUUCUAAAAACAGCAGCACUGCUCCGUCAUCGUGUGGAUGUGCUGGAAAAUCAGUUUCAAACGGACAAGCUGACAAAUGCCACGGAAACUGAGCUGCAGACCAUACGCCACAACAUGCUGCACUCGGACAUAAAGCUGCCCUACGCUUUCAAGAUGGACACGUUCGAUCGCAUCAAUGAAAUGCUACGUAGACUUAAGGAAACAUCGCGCACAACCCUUAAAGAGUUUGUGGAAGUGGAAAUGCGAAAUCUACUACUCGAAAAGCCGCUUGACACGCAUCCCUACAUCCUUCACUUUAUAAGCAGCUCGGCGCUGGUUGAGGAGAUUCCCUUGCAACGUGCCACAAAAUUAUGCACAGAUCGUCCCAUUCUGGUUGUUAGCAUGUGUGAUAACAUAGUCAAAGCGCGCUGUUGUGUGCCGCAGAACUGCAUUAGCAAGCAAUUUAAUGCGUCGCUUUGGCUGCAAUCCUUUGCAGAAACAUUUAAUGGCCAAGUGUCUGCACCUAAGGGUCAAAAUGCCGAAAUCGUUUGUAACAUGAAAGGCCGCAAAGUUAAUACACAGUUCGAAGAACAAUUGGAGCAGGCGAUGAGCAAUGCUCAACUUUAUGCCAAACGUUAUUUGGAGUUCUAAUUUGUCACAGAACAAAGGCCAGCUUUAAGUUUGCUAUUGUUAGCGAGAAUAUAUUGCAGACUAUUGAUGUACAUAAA